AAAUAUGCCCCGCGGUAAACGUCGUGCCAAUCAUGAUAUGGGCGAUGAUGAUCGCCAAACAUCAAAAAGACAACGCAACACAUAUGCAACAGCGACAGCAACGGCACAAAACACAAGUAGCAGACGUCACAUACGAGCCGAGGACACCUUUAGCCAUAAAAGAUGUUUAGCAUGGUUUAGAGAAUACACAAAUCCUGACGAGGAUACAUUGGGUCCCGAUGGCAUGGAAAAAUUUUGUGAAGAUAUUGGCGUCGAACCAGAAAAUGUUGUUAUGCUAGUAUUGGCGUAUAAAAUGGGUGCCACACAAAUGGGCUUUUUCAGCCAAUACGAAUGGCUUAAGGGUCUAACCGAAUUGGAGUGUGAUUCUGCUGUUAAAAUGCAAUCAAAAUUGGAUUAUCUAAAGAGUAUAUUGAAUGAUCCAAAUGUAUUCAAAAGUAUAUAUCGUUAUUCGUAUGAUUUUGCAAAGGAUUCAGAUCAGCGCAGCAUGGAUAUUAAUACAGCCAAGGCAAUGCUACAAUUGCUGUUAGGCAAACAUUGGCCACUGUAUCCACAAUUUGCACAAUUCCUAGAUCAAUCAAAGUACAAAGUCAUAAAUAAAGAUCAAUGGUGUAAUAUUUUGGAAUUCUCGCGUACCAUAAAUAAUGAUUUAACAAAUUACGAUAUUGAUGGAGCAUGGCCCGUUAUGUUGGAUGAAUUUGUGGAAUGGCUACGUUCAAUACGCACAUGUUCGAGUACAACAUCAAGCUGAAAUUUUUGGUAUAAUCCCUAUUAUCAUCAUUAGUAACA
This is a messenger RNA of Musca vetustissima, 786 nucleotides long. It is a transcript of the gene SCCRO4, whose product is annotated as DCN1-like protein 5. The coding region runs from base 5 to 748 and encodes 247 amino acids. Gene Ontology annotation, biological process: protein neddylation; positive regulation of ubiquitin-protein transferase activity. The transcript is spliced from 5 exons. The record is from RefSeq and is a predicted model, not a curated record. Lineage: Eukaryota; Metazoa; Arthropoda; Insecta; Diptera; Muscidae. Gene Ontology annotation, molecular function: ubiquitin conjugating enzyme binding; cullin family protein binding; ubiquitin-like protein binding. Gene Ontology annotation, cellular component: ubiquitin ligase complex.